CUGGGGGUUCUGUGUAAAGAACUCCAGCAGAGAGCGCCGGGUAUCGGCGUAUCGAUUAUCUAUCAGUCUCUGAUGACUUACCUCUCUGCUGGGCUUGGCAGUGUUGCCAUAGCAACGCGGUCUUGUGGCGGGAGCAAUGGUGGGGGAGAUGGGAAUGGAAUAUGAAACCUUCCCAGGGAGAUGCAGUGUGAGUUAAGCUCCCCCGGAAGCUAAGACCUCCAAAGACAAAGAGGCUUACUCUGCAGACACCGAGGCUGAAGAUGGGCUCUCUUCACUGGGCUCGUGGGCCUGAGCAGCCCUGGAGUGCUGCUGGGUCUCUGUGGGGAUGGGCCAUGUCGAGGCUGCACCUGGACCGAACAACAAGGUUCUUUCAAGGAGAUGAAGAGAUGCUGGUUUUGACCCAGAGUGAUGAGUUAAACCGAAGUUACUGUGAGGACAACAGAUCAGCCUUUAACAACAUCACAAGCAAUAUUAAUCCACAUUUCGAUGACAUCAGAAUAAACAGCAGACCGUCAUCAAGAGAAGACAGACACAAAGAUGAGCCCUCUAUAGCAGCUCAUAACGGAGCCACCAGCCCCUUAGGAUGGGAAAGCCCAGCCUUUAAAGAAACCAGGGCUACUGUAAUCUCCACUGGAACCAAGACCUUCACCAUAACGUCCGCUGUCUCUACUGAAGACCCCUUUUGGUUGGAAAAUACCAGAAGCUAUGAAAAAGAAAGAAGAUUAUCUGAGCUGCAAGGUGACAAGAUGGGAAGCGAGAGUUGGGAGAAUCAAGGUUCCAGCCAGAACCAGAAGAAGAAGAACAAGAAGAAGUCCAUCAGACCAUCUGGGCUUCCUAGAGGGAAAGUGGUAAAAUGGAGAGUUUCAGGAGAUGUAGAGAAGAAUCAAGAGGGGGAGAAAACCGUAGAAGGGAUGUCUCAGCUCUGUACAAGCCUUGAAAAACAGAGUGGGAGUGGGAGCAUGAGUUUGGUUACUUCAGUUCAGAGCCCCGAAACCUGCACCAUGGGUCUGAACCCCUCUCCCACCAUCACAGCCUGGGAAGCCGGCUGGAACGUCACCAAUGCUAUACAGGGUAUCUUUGUGCUGGGUUUGCCCUUCGCCCUGGUGCAGUCAGGUUAUGUGGGUCUGGUCCUGUUGGUUCUUUCAGCGUGGGUCUGUAACCACACAGGAAGGACCCUGGUGUCCUGUUUAUAUGAAGAAGAAAUGAGUGGUGGGUCUGGGUCAGUUUCAAAGGUCCGGGUCCGAACCAGCUAUCAGGACAUUAUGGAGGCCUGCUGCAAAGGACUGUGGCCGAAUUGGUCUGGAGUUGGAGGUCUGAUGGUAAAUGUAGCUCAGGUCAUUGAACUUCUGAUGACCUGUACCCUCUAUCUACUUGUCUCUACAAGCCUGUUGUUUGACAGUUUGUCCUGGGUGGCUGUUCCUCGAUCAGUGUGUUCACUCGUGUCUCUGGUGUUUCUUCUGCCCUGCCUGCUUCUGACUGAUCUCAGACCAGUUUCCACUCUCAGCCUCCUCUGUUCCCUGGCUCACAUACUUAUCAGCCUAUUGGUCAUGCUGUACUGUUUGAGUUGCGCCAGCAGCUGGUCUUGGUCCUCUCUGUCUCUCUCUGUGGAUCCAGAAGACUUCCUCGUUUCUGUCGGUGUCAUCAUCUUCUCCUAUACCUCGCAGAUCUUCCUCCCUCCUCUAGAGGGUAGUAUGGAAGACAGGGGGCAGUUUAACAUCAUGCUGGGGUGGACCCAUGGAGCAGCUUGCAUCAUGAAGACUAUGUUUUCCUUACUGGCGGUGUUAACCUGGGGACCAGAAACCAGUGAGGUCAUCACAGACAAUCUACCCUCUGACCUACGACCUCUAGUCAAUUUGUGCCUGCUGGCUAAAGCCCAACUGUCCUACCCUCUGCCAUUCUAUGCUGCUGCUGAAAUACUGCAAACAUGUGUGCUCAGAGAUGCUGCCAUGUCGUCUUACUCCAAACACAGAGGUCAAGCUGUAUCUCGUCCUGCACUUGUGGUCCGCGGCGCCUUGUUGAUGACAUCAUACUUGCUGGCUUUGCUGGUGCCCAGGUUCUCCCUGUUGAUGGGUCUGACAGGGAGCGUGACCGGGGCGGCAAUGACACUCAUACUGCCGUGUUUAUUUCACCUUAGACUGCAGUGGAGCCGCCUUACUGUGAAGGACCGACUGAUAGAUGUGGGUAUUCUGAGUCUGGGGGUCAUCUGUAGUGUGUCUGGUGUGAUUUGUUCAGUGAAAAGGCUACUGGAAGGCCUAUAGGAGGUGAAGAUGGAUAAAGGCAAAAAUUUGCUAAUAGCUUAAGUCAGUCACGUUAAAGAACAGCUGCGAGUUCUUCUUUGUAUUUAUUCCUGGAUUAAAAUAUUGUAUGAGCAAAUAUUUUCCCUUCUGUACUUGUCAAACAUAGUUUACAGUACAAAUAAAAAUAGGCACGCUGUUUUUCAUUUUCUGUUAGUCUUAAAAGGCUUGUAAGGUAUAUUAGAAUCCAAUAAAUGUACAAAUUGUACUUUUUUUUCUUUUUCUCCUUUUUUGUUUGUUCAGAAAACUGUCAAUGAAGAAUAAUGUACAAAGGACUGGCCUCAAGGGCCGGUGUCCUGCAGGUUUUAGAUGUGUCCUUAAUGCAACACAGCUAAAUUACCUCUUCAACAUGUCUUGAAGUUCUCCAGAGGCCUGGUAAUGAACUAAUCAUUUGAUUCAGGUGUGUUGACCCAGGUUGAUAUCUAAAACCUGCAGUAAAAGGACUGGAAUGAAUGAAAAUGAGCGAAAAAGCAGCCUGUGGCCAAAGAAAAAGCCUGAAGAACUAUUGCUCAAAACCACAUAAAAAUUAAAGAAAGUCUGGCUCACUGGCAAGAAAUUAAAAAGAAAUGACGGGUGACUCGAGACAUUUGCACAGUGUUGUACAUACAUUUUGAAUUGUUACUCAGAGCAUUGAUGUAAAGUUAAGAAGACCAUGUCCAGUUGAUUCUAGACAAAACUGAUAUUGUGACCUUUCUGUUGUUAGAUCUGCUAGAUUAUAAUCUGCAUGUAGGUGAAAAAAUAUAGAAGUGUAAAUGCAAUAUAUAUAUUAUAUUGAAACCUCUUAUAUAGAUCAUCUAUAUCAGUGUAUGUGCAUGAUGUGAUCUUCAGUGUUGAAUGUGUGUGAAUAAAAUUCAU
This is a messenger RNA of Oreochromis niloticus (Nile tilapia), 3149 nucleotides long. Its product is annotated as vesicular inhibitory amino acid transporter. Gene Ontology annotation, molecular function: L-amino acid transmembrane transporter activity. Gene Ontology annotation, biological process: amino acid transmembrane transport. NCBI's taxonomy places the organism in Eukaryota, Metazoa, Chordata, Actinopteri, Cichliformes, Cichlidae. The coding region runs from base 261 to 2258 and encodes 665 amino acids. Gene Ontology annotation, cellular component: vacuolar membrane. The transcript has 10 exons. The record is from RefSeq and is a predicted model, not a curated record.